GGAGAAAUGGCGCAGAAAGGAGAUCAGUUGGACCAGGAAACCUUUUCUUGUUCGAUCUGUUUGGAGGUUUUAAAGGAUCCGGUGACUAUUCCCUGUGGACACAGUUACUGUAUGAACUGUAUUAAAACCUACUGGGAUGAAGGAGAGAAGAAACUCCCCAGCUGUCCUCAGUGUAGAGAGACAUUUACACAGAGGCCUGUGCUGGUGAAAAACACCAUGUUCGCUGCUUUAUUGGAGCAGAUGAAGAAGACCGGACUACAAGCUGCUCCUGCUGAUCACUGCUAUGCUGGACCUGAAGAUGUGGCCUGUGAUUUCUGCUCUGGAAGAAAACGGAAAGCCAUCAAGUCCUGUUUGGUCUGUCUGGUCUCUUACUGCGAGAAACACCUCCAACCUCAUCAUGAUGUGGCACAAUUGAAGAAACACAAGCUGGUGGAUCCCUCCAAGAACCUGCAGGACAACAUCUGCCCCCGUCAUGGUGAGGUGAUGAAGAUGUUCUGUCGUACCGAUCAGAAGUCUAUCUGUUAUCUCUGCCCUGUGGAAGAACAUAAAGGCCACGACACAGUCUCAGCUGCAGCAGAAAGGGCUGAGAGGCAGAAAAAGAUGGAGGUGAGUCAACAACAAAUCCAGCAGGAGAUCCAGGACAGAGAGAAAGAUGUGAAGCUGCUUCAGCAGGAGGUGGAGGCCAUCAAUCAGUCUGCUGAUAAAACAGUGGAGGACAGUGAGGAGAUCUUCACUGAGCUGAUCUCUCUCCUCCAGAAGAGAAGCUCUGAGGUGAAGCAGCAGAUCAGAUUCCAGCAGGAAACUGAAGUGAGGAGAGUCAGAGAGCUGGAAGAGAAGCUGCAGCAGGAGAUCACUGACCUGAAGAGGAGAGACGCUGAGAUGAAGCAGCUUUCAGACACCGAGGACCACAACCAGUUCCUCCACAAUUACCCCUCACUGUCACCACUCAGUCAGUCCACACACUCCUCCAGCAAGAGCAGAGCUGGAUUCUUGAAAUAUUCAUGUGAAAUUACUCUGGAUCCAAACACAGUACACAAACGGCUGUUACUGUCAGAGGAGAACAGAAAGGUGACAGUUAUGAAGAAACAUCAGUCUUAUUCUGAUCAUCCAGACAGAUUCAUUAAAUAUCCUCAGGUCCUGAGUAGAGAGAGUCUGACUGGAAGUCAUUACUGGGAGGUGGAGAAGAAAGCAGGUGAAGUUGAGGUAGCAGUUUCAUACAAGAAUAUCAGCAGAUCAGGGUGGGGGUUGAGAAGUGCAUUUGGACAUAAUGACAAAUCUUGGUCACUAGAAUGUUCCUCAGACAGAUGUGUAUUCAGGUACAACAACACCAGAACCUCUAUCUCAGGUACUCAGAGCUCCAGAAUAGGAGUUUACCUGGAUCACAGAGCAGGAGUUCUGUCCUUCUACAGCGUCUCUGAAACCAUGACCCUCCUCCACAGAGUCCAGACCAACUUCACUCAGCCGCUACACGCUGGAGUUUGGGUUGGUGACACUGAUGGAACCUCAGCUGAGUUCUGUAAACUCAAAUAG
Messenger RNA from Cololabis saira (Pacific saury), 1530 nucleotides. RefSeq names its product tripartite motif-containing protein 16-like. The coding region runs from base 7 to 1530 and encodes 507 amino acids. Lineage: Eukaryota; Metazoa; Chordata; Actinopteri; Beloniformes; Belonidae. Gene Ontology annotation, molecular function: zinc ion binding; protein binding. The transcript has 2 exons. The record is from RefSeq and is a predicted model, not a curated record.